GCCGCUUGGAGCGCUAGUGUCGCUCCAGCUGUGAAACGGUAACAAGUAACAACUUUUAACAGCAGUGCCGUUUAAUGGGAGACUGUGUCACAUUACAAAUGUAAACCGUGGAGAUAAAUAAGCAAAGGGGCUAAUAACUGCAGUAAUGGACCACCAGAAAACUAUUCGGAUAAAAGAUGAAACAAAUGAAACAGCAGGUUCACCAGGCUCCAUUGUCCAGGUAUACCACUCCAGUGUGAAAAUAAAGGAAGAAUGGCAGGAGACUGGGAAUCAAGAGUUACUUCAAGAUCCAUUAAAAAUUGAAGAUCCAUGUUAUGAUAUAAAGGAAGAGCCAGGACUAAAACUGAAUGAGAGACUCUCUGAGCAUAAUAUAUUCAGCGAUCCCAAAUAUGAUCCUCUGGGAGUAAAGACAGAGGAGGGCUCAGCAUUUGAGAAUGAUUGUCUUGAUGAGUAUGAUCCAUUGAGCAUAACAGAUGAUGCGUGUCUUGAAGAUAAUUUGGUAAUCUCUCAGCCAAAUGAUUUUAUAAAGGAGAAUCCUGAACUAAAUUUGGAGGUGGCAGCCUCAAUAAGAAAUGCAUCUGAUUGUUUAAGUUUCAUUCAAAGUGCUGGUGACAGCUGUAACGUUUCGUAUCAAGAAGCAUUACAUCAAGGACUAGUCAAUGACGAUCUGGAGAUAGAUACAGAGAUGACAACAGAUUUCGGUAUGUCUCAUAACUAUACCAAGUUACGGACUUCACAUGAAGACAGCUUAUGUGGCACGAGAUUAAGUUGUAGCAUCAGGGAAAAGGAAUUCCAUAAGUUUAACUGUAGUUUCUGCCUACAGAGCUUCCCUUCAAAAUACAGACUCAUAAUGCAUAUCUUCAUCCACAUUGAUGGUGAGCAGGCACCUGCAUAUGUGUGUAAGUCAUGUGGUGAGGUAUUGCCCACUGAUGACAGCUUGAAAGAACAUUUGAGAAUGAGUGAGGGUGACCAAGCAUUAUCAGCUGCCAACAGUGAGAAACUUGAAUGCAGUGAUGACCAUGAAAACAUCUCCUUAGAAAGUGUACAACAAGAAAUCGUGGAACAGACUGAGAAGCAAUCUUCAUCCGAGGAAACCAGGAAAACUUUAAGGAAAUCCUUUAGUGACACAUGCAAUACACAUACUGUGACACAAGUUGCAGAGAAACUCAGAUGUGAUGACUAUGGAAUUUUGUGUACAAGUGAUCAUGUUAAUGUCCACACUGUGCUAAGUGCAAAGAGACAUCACAAAUGUGAUAUUUGUGGUAAAUUGUUUACUCAUUCGGGCAGUCUCAGGGUACACGAAUUAAUACACACGGGAAAGAGACCCCACGAAUGCGGUGUCUGUGGAAAAUCGUUCACUCAGUCGGGCCAUCUCAAGACCCACAAUGUAAUACACACAGGAAAGAGACCCCACGAGUGCGAUAUUUGUGGAAAAUCGUUUACUCAGUCGGGCCAUCUCAAGACCCACAAUUUAAUACACACAGGAAAGAGAUCCUACAAAUGUACUGUUUGUGGCAAAUCGUUUAUUCGUCCGGGCAAUCUCAAGGCACAUGAAUUAAUACACACGGGAAAGAGACCCCACGAAUGCCGUGUUUGUGGACAAUCGUUUACUCAGUCGAGCAGUCUCAAGGUACAUGAAUUAAUACACACGGGAAAGAGACCCCACGAAUGCCGAAUUUGUGGAAAAUCGUUUACACAGUCGAACAAUCUCAAGACACAAAAAUUAAUACAUACAGGAAAGAGACCCCACGAAUGCGGUAUUUGUGGAAAAUCGUUUACUCAGUCGGGCCAUCUCAAGAGCCACAAGUUAAUACACACAAGAAAGAGACCCCACGAGUGCGAUGUUUGUGGAAAAUCUUUUACUGAGUCGAGACAUUUCAAGAGGCAGGGCUUAAUACACACAGAGAAGAGACCCUACAAAUGUAAUGUUUGUGAAAAUCGUUUAUUCGUUCGGGCAAUCUCAAGGCACAUGAAUUAAUAGACACAGGAAAGAUGCCCCACGAAUGCGGUGUUUGUGCAAAAUCGUUCACCCUGUUGGGCCAUCUCAAGACCCACAAUUUAAUACACACAGGAAAAAGACCCCACGAAUGCGAUGUUUGUGGAAAAUCGUUUUCUUAGUCGAGCCAUCUCAAGAGGCAUUUGUUGACACACGUUGGAAAAAGACCCUACAAAUAUAGUGUUUCUGGUAAAUCGUUUCCUCGAUGAGGCAGUCUCAAGCAACAGGAAUUAAUACACACUGAACAGGGACCACACAAAGUUAUUGUUGGUGGCAACUGGGUCAUCUAAAUACACAGAAAUAAUACACGCAAAUAUGAUACUUGCGGCAAAUAUUUUUCUUACUCUGGUAAUCUCAAGGAAAUCAUUAGUACACACCGAUAAAUGACCACACAAAUGUAGUAUUUAUGGCAAAUUGUAUAAAAACUCGAGUAACCUCAACAAACAGCCAUCACUACACACUGAAAAAAAGGCUACACAGAUGUGAUAUUUGCUGGGAAUCUUUUACUUUGGCCUAUCAUAUUUAGAAGCAUGCAAUAAUACACAUUAUGUAGAGACCACUCGAAGUAUUGUUGAGGUCUGUAGACUUAAACAUGUUCAAAGGAGACCACAAGUGUGUUAUGAAUAUUGUUUGCAUGUGCUACAGAACGGUCACAAAAAAUAUGACAAAUCCGUUUUCACAGCUUCAUGUUCAAAGAAGUUGCAUACUAAAUACAAUAUAUGAAGCACACAAUUGCAAUUUUUUUGUUGUAAAUGCUCCAUGCUAUAAUGAUCUGUCUACCAGAAAUUGGUGCAUUGAGAGAUAUGUUACUUGUUUGAGUAGAAGUCCUAUGCAGUAAUCACGACUCCAUCUUCUUCAAGAGAAUUUACCAGUAUGUUGCUAAUUAUUUGAAAGAAACUGCCAUUUCAAUAUUCAUGAAGCUGUAGGCAGUACCCAGGCGACAGCAUAAAUGUGUUUAUUACACGUCCAUCACUCAGGCUAUUUUUCUCAACGAUGGAGAAAGAUACAAAAAUAUCAUGAUUAUGCAAACAUGUUACUGAGGUAUGCCUCCUUAAUAGUAAUGCUAUUUGUGUGAUCAAAAUUUGCACACAUGUGAACUAUCUGUGCUACUUCUACAUUAGGAAAUAACUGAUGGUGGCAAGUAUGCAGAGAUCAGGCAAAAAUUGUAAUCAUCUGCCUAGUAGCACUUUCAGACUGCAAUACAACAGUGCUUCUGUAUGGUAUGGACUCAUUAGUUCUCUGUUAGUUUUCCACUAGUAAAUUGGGCUAUAUGUCUACACGCGCCUCACACAGUUCCCAUUUACUGCAGGCUAUCAGUUUGUUGCUGUGUAGUUGGUGUGCAAUAGCAUCCCAAAUUAGUUUCAUAAUGAUCUAAUGAGGUGGGAAAGACAACAGUGUGAGCUAUCAUGAUGCUCAAACCAUUGCAGUGUGAUUAUGACCUUGUGAUUGUGACCAGGGAAUACAUCAACCAUUCAGUGACACAGAGGUUGCAAUUAUGUUCGUGUUCUCCACAUCUGUCAUGGUGCUUCCAAUUAUGACCAGCUGUUUUUUGGCGUCUCGUAUGAAUAUCCCCCAUAGCAUGACAUUGCCCCCAUCGUUCUGCGCCUGUUGUGUUGUGCAUGUGUUGAACGACUGUUCAUCUGGAUGAUGGCACAUCUGGGCACAACCAUUGACCUGGUCCACAAGAAAUGUCACUUAUCCCAACACGUGACACGUCUUUAUUGGUAUGCAGUCCAAUCUCAAGUAUCCCAUUUGUAUUACUAUAGUAACUGACAAUGUUGUUAGAUCAACAUGGGAAAACAAAGCUGUUACAUAACUUGGGGCCUCAUGUUCAACGGUGUCUGCUGAAUAGCUUGAAACACUUGUGCCUGCUCAAGCAUUUUCUCCUGUCUCCACAGAUUGCCAUCAGUCCCACUAUACAGAGCAGCUAGGUUCUGAUCUCCUUGUUCUAGGUAAUGCAUGGUAAUCCUACAACCUUUUGUCCAAUUGUGGAUAUACCAUCUUUCAAUGAUGUUCCGUAGAGGCUAAUGAUAGAAGCAUCUGAGCAGCCAACCAGAUUCACGGUUUUUUAGAUGCACUUACCCAAGCACCAGGCCAAACCAUCUGCUCUUUGGCAAAGUUAUUUAUGCCAGUUUUUUACACAUACUGUAACUAGAAUGAUCACCCAUUCAUUGCUGGUUAUAUAGUUUCGUUACUACUUGACAUAACCAAAAUGCCACUGGGUAGCACACACUCCUCCUAGGGAAGUGGGUAUAACGAUUUGGAUCAACAGUGUAUCUUGACACAAAAGGAUCUUCUGGUAAAUUGUGUAGUAAUUCAAAUUUUCAUGUUUCAUUAAAUUUUAUGCCAAUAUAGUAUUGUCAGUUUAAGUGCCAUAUUUCUUGUGAAAAAUAUUUGUAUUAAAAAUCCCUGUACGUAAUUCUGAUUAAAUGAAGAUUAAUUUUAUGCAUCAAAUCUUUUAAUUAUUUGUCUGUUUUUAAAUAUCAUGUAACUACCGUACAAACAUCAGUGGCAAAACUGUCAUCAUGUAGUGUCAGAUUAUAAUUCCAAUUGUUUGUAUAAACACUAGGACUGUUGAAAGAGCUCAGUGUGAUUACUAGAAUAUGAAUUUAAUCCAAAUGCAUAAUUUUUAUUUUAAUAAGUUAAUUCAUUAAAUGUGCUUUCUUUCUAAUUGCUUUGUUUCAAUCUGAUUUUUUUGGUUGUCUUUUAUCUGCUUUAAACAUGAUUUCAUAGUGUGUAUUUUCUAUAAUUUCUCUGAGUAAAU
Molecule: messenger RNA, 4760 nt
Organism: Schistocerca serialis cubense
Lineage: Eukaryota; Metazoa; Arthropoda; Insecta; Orthoptera; Acrididae
Product: zinc finger protein 70-like
Exons: 9
Coding region: 146-1978 (610 amino acids)
Biological process (GO): regulation of cytokine production; negative regulation of transcription by RNA polymerase II; regulation of immune system process
Molecular function (GO): DNA-binding transcription factor activity; RNA polymerase II cis-regulatory region sequence-specific DNA binding
Source: RefSeq, a predicted model, not a curated record